UGUCGACUCGGGGCCGCGGUACAAACGCCGGCACCGCCACCGCCACCAUUACACCCCCGAGAGAUGUUUGAGGACCGGCGGCGUGCAGCGCCCGUCGGGGCCGCCUGGUGCAGCGGCGAAGUCCCGAGGAAGGAGGUGUCCCGGGACUGCAGCCCGGACCGGGGCGGCCCCCACCAACACAUCUGCAGGGGGAUAUUCCAGAUUGAGAAAAGAAGCUGCGACGUGCUGCUGACUGCCAGCAGGCUGGAAUGGACGGCGAUUGAACCGGAGAGCCCUACAGGUGAUGGUGCAACGAUUUCCCAACGCGAGGCAGAAUUUCUGGAUCUGAAAGAAGUGUUUGCUGUGAAGAUGAAACGUCGCCGAUCUAUGAAACAGCAUAAUGGAGGAACUCUUUUAGGAAUUGCCAUCUUUGUGUGUGUCAACAAGGGGCAAAAUAAGCUCAAGCACCGUGUUAUUCAUCUAAGCAACUUAAGUGAAGACCAUUGCAACAUUUGGUUUAAAUAUCUAAAAGAUCUUCUGAAUGGAUUUUUUCCAAAUAGACCAAAGUCACUAAAAGUUAUUAUCAACCCCUAUAGUCACAAAAAAGAAGCUACACAAGUCUACCAUGAACAUGUUGCACCUCUUUUCAAGCUGGCUGAUAUCAGAACAGACAUUACCAUUACAGAGUACGAAGGACAUGGGUUUCAGGUUCUGAAGGAAUGUGAUAUUCAAGAAUUUGAUGGAGUGGUGUGUGUGGGCGGUGAUGGAACUGCCAGUGAGGUUGCUCGUGCCUUACUGCUCCGAGCGCAGAUUGAUGCUGGGAAGGACGUGGAUUCCAACUUCACGCCUGUCAGAGCACCACUUCCUCUCGGCAUAAUACCAGCAGGUUCCACUAAUAUCUUAGCAUUUUCUGUGCAUGGACUUAAGCAUCCAAGUACUGCAGCUAUGCAUAUUAUUAUGGGUAACCUUCAAGAAGUGGAUGUUUGUACCUUUAGUAGUCAUAACAGGCUGCUUCGAUUUGGUUUCUCAGGCAUGUUUGGCUUUGGAGGGAGAACAUUGGCCUUCGCAGAAAAACAUCGUUGGAUACCUUCUAAAGAGCGGCGGGAAUUUGCUGUAAUCAAAACGUUGGCAAAUCUCAAGUCUGAAGAUUGUGAAAUAUCAUUUCUGCCUUCAAAAAAUACCCACUUGGACAAUCAAGAUUGCAAAAGAAAUGCAAAUGGAACAAAUGCGGAGGAACAAUGCAGUGAAGAUGAAUGGAAAAGCAUGCAGGGCGAUUUCAUCAAUAUUAGCAUUAUGGCGAUUCCUUGUCUCUGUUCAAUGGCACCAAGAGGCCUCGCACCUGACACCAGGUUGGAUAAUGGAAGCAUGUCACUUAUUGCUGUCCGAAAUAGUACUCGAGCAGAUUUUAUUAAACACCUAAAGCAAUAUGGUAAUCUAAACAAUCAGUUCAACUUUCCCUUUGUAGAGACAUACACUGUCCAGGAAGUUAAAGUACAAUCAAGGAUGGAAAACAGAUGGGCUGAUGAGACAUCAGAAGAGAAAGCAGAUUUUAGUUCACGUUGCCCUUCAGUAGUUUCUUUAAAAGGAAAUUGUCCAUGGAACGUUGAUGGUGACUUAAUGGAGGACUCUUCCAAAAUUCAUAUAAAGAUCCACUCACAGCUAAUUACUCUAUAUGGUAGAAGUAUUGAAGAAUGUGAUGAGUCCACAGUACAGUGUGGUUGCCUAUAGUGAAGAUACCAAGCAUUUGUACUGGUUUAUAAUUUAGACUUUCCAAAGACAAUGAAUCAGGAUUGUUAGCAGAACUAUAAUGGAAUUCUAUGCAACUACUUUGAAAUAGCUAUAUUUGAUGGUUAGAUUAAGCAUAAAUAUAUAACAAUUUAAAAUAUAUAGUUUUACAAAUCUGUAUGAAAAUAUAUCCCUGAUGAUUACCAAUUUAAAACUUUGAAGGAACAUUUAUUUUGUUACUUGAUUAAGUUGUCUUUAGCGAUAUCAAUAAACUUAAGAGCAACAAAAUGUCACAUUCUACAAUAGUUCAAAAGACUUUUGUGCUGUAACCAAGAGAACUAAAAUUUGAACAACUUUGAUUAUUUAUUAUUCAGUGACAAAAUGACUAAGAGGGUUGUAUAUUUUAUGAGGUAAUUUAUGAAAUUGUAAAAAGAUCAUGUUUUUAAUUUACUGUACUUGGAUUUAAGAAAAUGAAGCUUUACAUAUAAAAUCAUAAAUGAGCAAUGGCACGCUUAAUGUUUAAUCUCUGAAGUGAUUGUUUUAGAAUUUUAUUCAUUUCCAGAUUUCUGGAAUAAAUAAUUAUUUUUAUCCUGUGUUGAUCUAAUCAUUUUGAAAUCAGAUUCUUGUAGUUUUCAAUUUAGACUGAACAGAC
This is a messenger RNA of Leucoraja erinaceus (little skate), 2356 nucleotides long. RefSeq names its product ceramide kinase-like (gene cerkl). The transcript is spliced from 13 exons. NCBI's taxonomy places the organism in Eukaryota, Metazoa, Chordata, Chondrichthyes, Rajiformes, Rajidae. Gene Ontology annotation, molecular function: kinase activity. Bases 64 to 1707 code for a protein of 547 amino acids. The record is from RefSeq and is a predicted model, not a curated record.